GUGACACUCAAUAAAUCCCAUGGAAGUCAUUUUUAAGUAAACAUAUAAACAAGUUAUUCUGUGCUCUAAUAUUGGUUGGGGCUAGGGCUCUACACAAGUCACCCUGCUGGUCAUCCUUAUAUAAUUUAUUGCUAUUGCAUUCCAGCUUACACCAUUUUUAAUACAAUAAGGAUGAAGGCCAAUGUAUCAUGAUUGCAACUCUGUACAUGUUUGUUGCAAAUAUAAAGGAAAACAAAAUGUCCUAUAACGUAUGUCUUGCCCGCAACAAUGCAAGAGUUUGUAAUGGAACUUGUAAUGGUGGGGGGAAACAUGAUUCACUGGUUAUUUACCAAGUAUAUAUUGUUUUCAUUGCAAUAUAAAGUGCUUUAUGCAUCCAAGACAAACACACACACUUUAUGAAAUUUGCUUUCUACAAACUCAACCCGGAGCAUGUUAUUCCUCUAUUUUCAUCUCUUCCCCGACUUUCCUAAAUAACCUAAUUUGUCAUAAUUUGCGAUAGAUGCAAUUUAUUCACUGAAAGAAGUAUAGGCUAUUUGUGUUUUAGUCAUAUAUAAUGGAAAGAUAAAAUGUACAAUUUUUUUGUUUUUGAGUGAAGUUGGUCUUCAAAGUCAAGCAUUAGGACACUAGGACAACAUUUGUUGACUGCUUUUUAGUCUGUACAAAAAUGUGUGUACCUGUUAAUCAAUGGGAAGGGCGUGGAUUAAGUGCGGAUUCCUGGUUUUUGCAGGUAGCAGUUUUAAUUCAGUUGUAAAUACUGUGUUGAGAACUCAUGAGAUGUGUUGGUAUGUUGUUAAUCUUGGCAGCGAGAACAGAAUAAAUGAAUUUAAGCCAUCUAGACCAGUGGUUCUCAACUUGGGCCAGAAAGGGCCGGUGUGGGUGCAGGCUUUUGUUCCAACCAAGCAGUUACACACCUGAUUCUACUAAUCAAGGUCCUUAGUAAAGACUCCAAAGGUUGAUUAGUAGAAUCAGGUGUGCAAAUGCUUGGUUGGAACAAAAGCCUGCACCUACACUGGCCCUUUCUGGCCCGAGUUGAGAACCACUGAUCUAGACCUUAUAACUUGCACAGACUGGACAGAAGUAGACAGAAAACAGCCUUCGCAUUACAGGGGCACACCUACCCGAGCAUGUGAGUGAAGCAGAGCGCGAGCUGAAUGACGAGUGGAGUGGAGCAAGCUUUCAAAAGGAUGGACCGUCUCUUCUUUCACUCUGCUUUCGCUCCAAUAUCACUCACUCGCAAGCUUUGCGCAUGAGCAGACAGAAAACUUGGUGCAGUAGGCCUAUGCUGCUUGCCCAUUUUCACAACUCCUAUCCCGUAGCAACUAAGCAGUUGGCAAGCAAUUUGCUCAACAGUUUCAAUAUUUUCGCAUGGAGGCUGAAUAGUUGCACUGUAGACAUGUAUUCAAAAGAGGGAAAAGAAGCGAGAGACUGAUGAUAUGGUUCCGUUCUCAUAUCUAGUUCAUAAUUUUCGUUUCUAGUUCAUAAUUCCUCCUGCAUUGAAUUAAUUGAAUAUAGGCAGCCUCAAAUGUUACCUAAAUUUGUAUUCCCCGAAGUCUGUUCAAAGACUCUUCAUUGUAAUUAGUUCUAUGAUUCACUAUGUCAAUGCUACCUAUCAUUUUACGGACACAUCGGUUGUUAGAUAUUGUUUACACAAUAAAAACUAAAGCGAUUAAUGCGCUUGCUUUCCAUCACUUAACAGGUGUUUCCCUAUAAUAGACCAUUUUCCGUAAAAUAAAAAAUAGCCUACACCCAUUUAAUAACAGAGAUGAUAAACUGGCUCUGUUCCGUAAAAACAGUGUCUAUAUGAAUACUGCGUAUAGUUUAGGCUACUUGUGUUUUCUUUUUGUUUUAUUCUCAAAUUUAAACAAGCAUUGUAUUAAUAAAAAGAUAUUUGUGUUUACUCUCCUAUUACACCGAUUUAACUUUCAAAUCACAUGCAGCCUAUUCGGGAGCUUUGACUUGUUUAUUAAAGAAAUGUCACGGUUGUAAUUUUUUCUAUUACACUACUUCAGAGUCAAAAUAGGAAAUAUUUUUGUGAUUAGGUUAAAUGAUACUUAAAAAAAUUUGUAAAACAAACGGAGCUGAUUUUGAGCGAUACCUUCCUGUGAGCCGUGAAGAUUUUGGGGCGGAGUGGGGGAGAAGGACAUGGAGCGGGGGAGCAGAGCGCAAAUGCACUCUCAAGCAAAGAGCAACAUGUGCUCCAACUUCGCUCCGCUCACUGCUCUGACACCUACCAGUAUCUUGUAUGCCUAGUGUUUCAAAUGGCGGUCUCAAACAUUGUCUUGAAUCAAUGACAAUGCUUCUUCUAGUUUGAUAAUGCUGCAUUUAGUUUAUACUAAAUACUAGGACGAAAGGUAGUCAGUUCCUUCUUCUAGAAGUUAGGAUUUCCCCAAUUUCUCUAGGGACAGUCCAUAUUAAUUCAGCUGAAAACCGGGAUGGCUCUGUACUCCACAAUUUUAGAUUUGUAAUCAAACAAUUCAUAUGUGGUUAAAGUGCAGAUUCUCAGAUUUUAUUUAAGGGUAUUUUUAUACACAUAGCCCCCACCCCCCGUUCCGGGCACCACAAGUGAAUUGCUUGAUUGCAAACAUGAAAUAAUGGACUACAGUGCCAAAUCAAAAAAAAAAAGUCUUUGCCCCAAACAUGAAGCUCACUGUAAGACCAAUCAGCAGGAAAGGUUCUUAACGGCAAGCGGGAGUUAUUACUCGGUUUCAGUUUGUGUGAAGGUUUUCACUGCACCGAUCCUUUUUGGUAAUACUUUAAAGUUGUUACCUCAAUUCCAUUUAAAGGUUUUAGCUUUUCAACUGCUGAGCAGAAGUUAAGUGUAAUUUGACACACCCUGACUACGCUGUAAAUGCUCUUUCCUUGAGGGAGAGAAAGAGCGAUGCAAGUCUUUCCAAAAAACAAAAACAAUUUAAAGGCACUGUAGACAAAGCAUUUAUUUUUCUUUUUGACCUGUGAUUCGUUAUUACCUAUUACACUAUGUUAUGCAUAUAUUUGGAUAGUUUCAUUGGCAGGUUUAUGUGGCAGCUAUAUAAAUGUGCUGUCAUUUGUUUACUCAUUGUGUAAUAUGCGUUUCCUUUUGCAGGCUGCUUCCUGCUGGUUUGCGUUUUCGGUGCAGUUCUAUUCUUUUCACUUCUCUGUGCAGUACCUCCCUGAACACGCACCCAAGCUGAAAGAGUAAAAGACAACAAAAGUUAUGGCUGAAGAAUCAAGCACGCUUUUUUAUGAGAAUCAUUAUUGGGAUUACAAUAAUUUUUCAGACGUUUUUAACAUAAGUGAUUUCUACCAGGAUACCAUCCGCCCCAUGAAUAUUGUAUCAAUUGUACUCUGCAGCCUGACAUGUAUCUUGGGUCUCCCUGGCAAUGCCUUUGUCAUAUGGAUAGCAGGGUUCAAGAUGAAGAGGACAGUCAACACUGUCUGGUUCUUGAAUUUAGCAAGUGCUGAUUUCCUCUGCUGUUUGUCCAUACCUUUUUCCAUUGUGGAAAUAGCUUUGGACUACCACUGGCCCUAUGGCAACUUAAUGUGCAAAGUUAUUCCCACGGUCAUCAUCCUCAACAUGUUCGCCAGUGUCUUCAUACUGACCCUGAUCAGCCUGGACCGGUUUGCUCUGGUCAUCAAGCCCGUUUGGUCUCAGAAUCACCGCUGUCUCUCUCUGGCCUAUCUGCUGAGUGGAACUACUUGGUUUAUGGCCCUUCUUCUCAGCAUUCCCACCAUGAUCUACAGGGAGUCUCAUUUCACUGACUUUACCAACAUCACCACCCGGUGUGCGUACAGCAGUGACAUGACACAAUCCGUUGCCAAAAAGAUCUAUGUUAGUAGGUUUGUGUUUGGAUUUGUGAUUCCUCUCUUCAUCAUUGUUGCAUGCUAUUUGCUUAUUGGCAGUAAAGUAAGCCAAAGUUCAUUCGGCCGGUCCCAGAAGGCCUUGAAGCUCAUUAUUGGGGUCAUUGUAGCAUUCUUUGUGUGCUGGCUCCCAUACCAUGUGGUUGGUCUGAUACUAGAAUAUACAGAGGACUUUCCCAAUGCUGUGAUUAGGUCCCUUGAUCCACUGUCAGUCGCCCUUGCAUACAUCAACAGCUGUCUGAACCCCAUCCUGUAUGUGUUCAUGGGCCAGGACUUCAAAGAAAAGGUCCGGCUUUCUCUUAGACGUGUCUUGGAGAAUGUUUUUGAUGAGGAUGUGUCUCGGUCUACGGCCCACUCCAGAGAGCAGCCAUCACGGGCCACAAAUUCAUCUGAAGCACAGCUCUGAAAUCCCAGGAAUAGAAGGUGGCAACAAAAAAAGUCACAAAGAACCUGGCAGUCUUAUGCCAUCACCACCACUAUCCUUGCUUAAAUGGUACUGAUAAGUCAACCAUAAAUAUGGGCAAUGGGGUACUUAUACAAAAUCUUUGCUACUUUGUCAACCAUAGUUUACCUUUAAUAUAGUUUACAUUGGGUUGAAAAAUAAUAAUAAUUAUUAUAAUUAAAUAAAAUGUAAAGUAUAUUCAAAUGCUUUAGCAUGGUAUUGUUGACUAUAAGAUUGAAAAUUUUUUAAGUGUAAGUUUUUCAUAAUUGCUUUGAACUGUGCUCUCAAAGGUCUCAAAGCAAAUUACAAUCACUUAAAAAACAUGAUGAUCAAAGGGGAGUAGCCCAUGAUAUUUCCCGUAAAAGCUUAAAUUGCCGUCAUUACAAGAAUAAAAAUGAAUGUCAUUCUUCAUGACUCAUGGCACUGAUUGUGAUAAACUGGGUUAAGCUAUCCAAAUGAAAAGUAGCAUUAUGCAGUUAACAACACCAAGGUGUUUUUUCACUAGUGCCGUCAGCAGUGAUUCCAUGAUAAUCCUGACCUUGGAUCAUUUUAUCAUGUGAAUAUUACAUAAAUAUCUUUCAAAUAUCUUGUCAUUGUAGAGGACACGCUUUUUCCAUUGGGCAUCAUAGCUCACGAGGUAAGAGCGGUUGUCUGUCAGUCAGAGGGUUGCCGGUUUGAUCCCCCGCCCUGGGCGUGUCGUAGUGUCCCUGAGCAAGACACCUAACCCCUAAUUGCUCCCAAUGAGCUGAUUGGUACCUUGCAUGGAAGCCUUUCACCAUUGGUGUGUGAAAGGGUGAAUGACAGGCAUCAAUUGUAAAGCGCUAUAUAAAUGCAGUCCAUUUACCAUUGUAACUCCCACUAUUAUAAGCAACACUAUACUAAUUAACCAGUCCUAAGGUAGAACUAAUUGGAGCUAAUUUCAUGAAAUAUUCACUGCAAACCAGAUAAUGUACAGCGUUCAGACUGCUUGUUUAUUUAUGUCCAGUGCAUGUCCAGUUUUUCUUGUAAGUCUUAAUCAGGAAAUGAUUGCAGUAAAAAUGUCAUGACUUCCUCAAAUUCUAUGAGUCAGUCAGCAAAAAAGCCUUAGGCAGUGUCAUCACUUCAACGCAUGCUGAAACAGAAUAUGAGCAGAAUAAUUCUAUACAUGGAAGGAGCCAUCAGCAGUCCUAUCCCUUUGUUAAAAAUAUAAUUUCCUAUACUGCUUCAGCACAUACAACCUGCUUGGAGGUUCUGCUGCACAUGUUUUACUUUAUCCAAGUGUCUUUGCUUAUAAUGAAUAUGUAUGCAAAGGAAUAAUAACUAAUAUCUAUUUGAACAUACUCAUGGUACACUUUUCAAUCCUAUCAUAUCAAUAUUAUGAUUUUUUACAAUGUUUGUUUUUUAUAAACUAUUGCUAUUGCAAAUUAACUGUCAAUCUGUUGACCUGCAUUAGUUUAUAUCAGUUCUGCAUAGUUCUGUUGUCAAAGAGCAUUAAAUAUGUCAGAGAAUUUAAUAUUUAUUCCAACUUUUAAGCAUAGUAUUAUUCAGUCACUUUGCCAACUCUCUCCUGCCUGUUCUUAGCUAACAGCCAAACUCCAAAUGUACAGCCAGAUGUACUGUCCACUGUGACUGCUAAUGUUAAUCAAAAUUGUAAACAUAAUUUCUGAUUUCCAUUGGCUCUUUUAAAAAAUCAUAGUCUGUUUUUCAUAACUCUCAGGUAUUGACAUGUGUAAAGUGUAUGUUAGUACAAAUUACAAAGAGAUAGCAAUUGGUAUUGCAAUUUAUAUUUUCAAAAAACAUUUUGAUCUGGUUUACCAGACAUCAAUUUAGCCUAGAUCUAAAAUAAAUAAAAAUGGAUGAUGAAGAUCUCCAUUGAAAAAAGUCUAGUCAUAGUCCAGGACUAAGCUUAAUCCGUGUCUGUAAGACCUGCCCUUUAUUCUUAAUACCCAGUUGCUAAUGAUUUCCCCUACACUGAUCAGUGGCCAGUUUACAUGUGAGUGCAAUUCAAGUAAUGUGACCCUGCAAAGUUCACAUAGUCCCAAAGAAAACUUGUAGAUAAACAUUUACUUAAAAACAUCACUUUCUUGUCUAUUGCUCUAUUUUGAGUUUUUUGUUAUUUCAACUUGAUUGUUGUUUCUGUGUUCAUUUUUUCCAUCAUAUUUUUUUCAAGUUUCCAUUUUAAGAAUAAGCCAGGAAUACCCCAAAUUGUGCAAUUUACUUCUGUAUUCAUGGAUUUUUUAUUUAGCACUUGCUCGUAAUCAUAUUGGGUAGAGAGGAAGGAAGUGCAGAACAUUUUGUACUUGGAGCCCUUAAGUUACAAAACUGUGGACAUAAUCAAGACAAAACUAAAUACAAAUAUUAAGGUUAAUAAAAUUUAAAAAGAACCUUUCUUGUCCUCAGUCUCUAAUUUAUUUUUAAAAUCUGGUUUCCAAACUGUGGUUCCCCGUGCCCUCUCAGUGAUGACUAAUUGUAAAUGCUAAGUUUGUCAGCCCAUAAAAUCUCAUGCUGAUUUAACAUUCAACAAAUGAAAUGACCCUUUUCUGUUGUGA
This is a messenger RNA of Anguilla rostrata (American eel), 6807 nucleotides long. It is a transcript of the gene c3ar1, whose product is annotated as C3a anaphylatoxin chemotactic receptor. The coding region runs from base 3194 to 4243 and encodes 349 amino acids. Gene Ontology annotation, cellular component: plasma membrane. Lineage: Eukaryota; Metazoa; Chordata; Actinopteri; Anguilliformes; Anguillidae. Gene Ontology annotation, molecular function: G protein-coupled receptor activity; complement component C5a receptor activity. Gene Ontology annotation, biological process: inflammatory response; phospholipase C-activating G protein-coupled receptor signaling pathway; complement receptor mediated signaling pathway. The record is from RefSeq and is a predicted model, not a curated record. The transcript is spliced from 2 exons.